Nezara viridula (southern green stink bug) is the source of this 1965-nucleotide messenger RNA. The record is from the annotation of a GenBank genome assembly. Lineage: Eukaryota; Metazoa; Arthropoda; Insecta; Hemiptera; Pentatomidae.
CUUAUCGAUUCUUUAUUAAUUGCAUCAAAAAUAUAUAUUUUUUUAAUCUAGUCUCCAGUUUAGACACUAGUCAUAUCAAAAUGGGAGGUAUCAUGAAGUAAAGUUAAGUAAUUCAAGAAAGUCUCUAUUAAUAGUCUCAUUUGUUUUCAAAAUUGUAUGUGGUGAAAUGGGUAUAUUUUCUUACAGUUCACCAUUUGAUAAUGAUGUUGAAAAAGCGACUAGUGAAAACAAUACUUCUGAGGAAUGGGGAGUGAUAAUGGAAAUAUGUGAUAAGGUUGGUUCUUCAUCUGUCACAUCUGCCAAAGACUGUUUAAGGUCAAUCGUGAAACGUCUUCAUAGUCCUGAUCCCCAUGUAGUUUUGCAAGCUGUCACUUUGCUAGAUGCUUGUGUCAAUAACUGUGGCAAAACUUUUCAAUUAGAAGUAGCUUCUCGUGACUUCGAUAAUGAGCUGAAGAAGUUGGUUGCUAAAUGGCAAUGUGGUGAUAAAGUUGGAGACCGAAUCAGAAAUCUUAUCAAGAAAUGGUCUGAUGCUGAAUUCAAAGCUGAUGCCCAAUUAAGUUUAAUGACCUCUCUUUAUUCUCGUCUUAGGCAAGAAGGUAUUGAUUUCAGCACUCAGUCAGAGCCUCUGCCCAAGGCUCAAAAGUCUACUGAUCCAGAUAGCGUAUCAUCUCAACAAGAAGUUGAUGAUAUUGCCAAAGCUAUUGAAUUAAGUUUAAAGGAAUCAAAUUCUCCAAAAUUUAAUGGCUCAGCGGUUACAACUGGACUCUAUCCAUCUGUAGGAGCUAUUGGUGGUGGUGGAAGCAGCGCAGUUGAAGCAAAAAAAGUUAAAGCUCUUUAUGAUUUUGAAGCUGCUGAAGAUAACGAACUCACAUUUUUCGCUGGUGAAAUCAUUCAUGUAUUAGAUGACUCAGAUGCUAACUGGUGGAAAGGAUAUAAUAAACGAGGGGAAGGCUUGUUUCCAGCAAACUUUGUCACUUCUAAUUUAUCAGAGGCACCAGUUCCAGAAAAAAAGGGUGUCCAGUUUAACGAAAGUGUUGAAGUAAAACCAAUGCCUGUUACUGAAAUAGAUGAAGAAAAAAUAGAUCGAGUACUGCAACUAUUACAUGACGCUGAUCCCCAAAGUGACCAUAGGGACAGUGAUGAAAUGAGGGCUUUAGAGGAUGAAGUUACUCGAAUGGGACCAUUAAUUGAUGCUGAGCUGGAAAGAGUCGAUAGGAAGCAUGCCCAGUUAACAACUUUAAGUAGUGGCCUAGUUGAUGCGCUUAAUCUAUAUCACGGAUUAAUGAGGGAACCCAAGCCUCAGUGGUUUCCACCGCCUCCAGAAUUCAUGUAUCAGCAAGCUCCGCCUCAUCAUGUUUAUCCUCAACCUCCACCCCAUCAUCCUCCUCCACCUUUUCAUCAUCCCCAUUCACAACCAUGAGCUUUUAUUGUCUUCUAAAAGAAACUAUACUGUUCAUCUUCAAAGAUUAUAUAGUGUUAUUUAUGUGCUUUAUUGCAUUGCCUGUAUACAUAUCGAACUUGUUUUAACAUGUAAUGAUAUUAAUUAACAGAAUACAACACCUUUCAAGCCUCAAUGUUUUGUAUAAUUCAGAAGUUUUAUCUUUAUUUUGUCUUUUCUCCCCUUAUGAAAUCAUCAGUGACUUUCCUUUUUCAAUUUUUAACGACAUAUUAUUACAAAUUACUUGUUAUUUUAAAUUAAUAGAAUAAUUCAUCCUCUGUUAUUUAAAUACUAAGUUUGUGCUCUACAUUCCUCUAAACAGCUAUAGUUGUUAUAUUAUUAAAGUUAUUCCUAUGUUUUAUCAUCAAUUUUUAUAUACAUUUAUGUUAUUAUUAAAAUAUAUUUAUUAUUUUACCUUGAUUUAAUUUUUAAAAUAGCUUUGUGAAUAUUUGUACAGAAUUAAUAUAAAUAUAAGUAUGUUUAUCUUACACACACAUAUAUAUACAUAUACAUAUAUAUGUAUAUGU